Salvia hispanica is the source of this 793-nucleotide messenger RNA. NCBI's taxonomy places the organism in Eukaryota, Viridiplantae, Streptophyta, Magnoliopsida, Lamiales, Lamiaceae. The record is from RefSeq and is a predicted model, not a curated record.
GGUCACCGCGAAAUCUCAUCCACAGUCGAAAAUGGCGGAGAAAAUCCGCAUUUAUCCCAAUCUCUCCCUCUCCCUCUCCCUUCUCUCUCUCUUGUCAACUCGCGCAGCUGCGUCGCCGCUACAAUCACCAUCGCCAUCGCCAUGGCCGCUCCAAUUCCACUCGAUCCUGUAUAUCAACAGCAGCAGCGGGCUGCAAGUGACGGACCUCUGGUACGACUGGCCUAACGGCCGCAACUUCAACAUCAUCCAGCACCAGCUCGGGAAGAAGGUCUACGAUUUGGAGUGGAACAACGGCACCUCCUUCUACUACACGCUGGACGCCAACAAGGAGUGCAAAAUCGUGCAUUUUCCGGUGGGGAUUCUCCGCCCUAAUUUUCUCGACGGCGCAGCCUACACCGGCCAAGAGCGCAUUGACGGAUUCGUUUGCAAUGUGUGGGAGAAGGUCGAUUUCAUCCGCUAUUAUGAAGAUGUCGACACCAAGAGGCCCGUUUCCUGGACUUUCAUCUCCUCCGGAACGAGGGCACAUGUGAUGACAUUUGAGGUUGGGAAAGUGCUUGAUGAUCCCAAUUGGCAGGCCCCUGUUUACUGUUUCGAGAACAAGGAGACGCACCUCUUCUUCGUCAAUCAACGUAUGGUUUGACUUUGAUGAGAGAGAUUCCUGAUUGGGUUUAUUUAACUCAGUUCUAAUUUCCUCUGAUGCCACUGCUGUUUAUCUCUAGCUUCUGUAUCAGUUUCACCAGCUUCGAUUAACUUUCAACUGAAAUUGUUAUUCGCAUGUUUAUUUUUCUGAUAA